CGGAUUUUUAUAAAAAUCUCGUCCAGUCCAAUCCAUUAAUAAUUCCUGGCAGCAACGUUUGUAAAUUGUAGAGAAUUUGUGGUAGAACAGAAGCUCGGCUGACGAAGGAAUGAAUAUGGCAGCGGCGGCGGCGGCAGCAAGCAGCUGCACCACCACCAAUUUACUUGUACCACCAUUCCAAGUUCCAUCCCAUCGAAGAUUACCCAAUAUUAGCUACCACUUUUCCUUUUCUUCUUCAAAUUCAACUUCAACUUCAACGCCGCCGCCCCUGCCCUUCUCAAUUACUGCUACUGAUAACACCAAGAAGAAGAAGAAGAAGACUACGAGGAGGAUGAAGAUGAGCUCGUCAGCAAGUGGGUCCCAGGGACUCUACUCUGCCGCCGACCAAUUUGAGCUUACCCCGGAAAAUGUCGAUUUGGUUCUCCAAGACGUGCGUCCUUACUUGAUCGCCGACGGGGGGAACGUCGACGUUGUAUCCGUUCAAAACGGCAUCGUCUCUCUCAAGCUUCAAGGGGCAUGUGGAAGUUGUCCUAGUUCAACUACAACGAUGAAGUUGGGGAUUGAAAGAGUACUCAAGGAAAAAUUUGGUGAUGCUAUCAAGGAAAUUUGCCAGGUGUAUGAUGAGCAAAUAGACGAGACCACUAUUGAGGCAGUGGACGGUCAUCUGGACAUACUGAGACCAGCCAUUAAGAAUUAUGGUGGUAGCAUACAAGUAUUAUCUGUUGAGGGAGGGGAUUGCGUUGUAAAAUAUGCGGGGCCUGAGUCUAUUGGAUUGGGAAUCAAAGCAGCAAUAAGGGAGAAGUUCCCUGAUAUUGCGAAUGUUGUUCUCACGGACUAGCUGCUUGCUUUGAAAGCUUUGGACGCUCUGGUUUGCUGAUGAUUUUGAUACGGUGGCUCAAGGUUAAACAACAGCACAAUCUCUGGUGGGCACACUGUGCAGGUGGCAGAGUGUAGAUGUGUAAGAUUAUUAUUAGCAGCUUAAUUUACAUGCUCUGUUCAGAAUGUUUUGGGCACUACUGAAGGGGUUCUUGUCAAGAGAGAGCGCAAAUUGCAAAGCCCUCUGAUAGGUUUGUAAUUUAUCUCGACUACAUACAUACAUACAUACAUGGCGCACAAUAUGAACGAAUUCCGUGCCACUCUACAACACAGUACCAUGUUGAUUCAAGCAGAUGAAGUCAACAGCAACAGCAGACAUGUUGGUAGUGCU
Messenger RNA from Coffea eugenioides, 1207 nucleotides. Its product is annotated as nifU-like protein 1, chloroplastic. NCBI's taxonomy places the organism in Eukaryota, Viridiplantae, Streptophyta, Magnoliopsida, Gentianales, Rubiaceae. Bases 110 to 838 code for a protein of 242 amino acids. The record is from RefSeq and is a predicted model, not a curated record. Gene Ontology annotation, molecular function: iron-sulfur cluster binding; iron ion binding. Gene Ontology annotation, cellular component: mitochondrion. The transcript has 3 exons. Gene Ontology annotation, biological process: iron-sulfur cluster assembly.